Molecule: messenger RNA, 644 nt
Organism: Medioppia subpectinata
Lineage: Eukaryota; Metazoa; Arthropoda; Arachnida; Sarcoptiformes; Oppiidae
Source: the annotation of a GenBank genome assembly
GCCGGACCUAAAGAGCCCAGCUACUUUUGCUGUUAUGAUAAAUUAAGGGACACAUAUACUGGUUCAUCAUAUAGUAAUAUAUGGAUUGAAAAUACCGAGACAGCUGAUACCCUAAAAGAAACUAUGCAAGAACAGUACGAAUAUAUUAAAAAUAAAUCAUACAAGACAGUUAUAUCAGGUGAAAUAUAUUACGAGCACACGCAACAGUAUGGCGAUUUGACAAUUGGCAAGUUACCUGUGUCCGAGUUUUUGGGCGCAAAAAAAUCAAUCAACCAAAUGAAUGAUGGUAAAAUUGCUACAUUUGAUAAUAGUUGCGAAGUGGUUAGUAAACGUGAGGCUGCCGUUCAUUUGCUUCAAAAGAAAAUUGAUAGAACUUCGGACAACAACGAGAAAUUAGGAUAUGUAAAUGAGUUAUCGCGUUUGUUAAGCGGUAGACAAUCUGUUGACAAACAUAUGUCUGAUUACAAUCCAUACGUUUUGGGAAAAUUGCAAACAUUUGUGAAUAUUUGUGAAACAAUGCGUGAAUCGAGUGAUGCGGACAUCGCUGUCAACCAAUUGAUACAACACUGCAGUCAAUACACUAGCAAUCAAUUCGGAUAUGUUUUAUAAAUAUAAUAUUUUAUGUAAUUAUUUGAAAAUUAUAA